AUGAAUACUCCCACAGUAUGGCGUCCAGCUCGCAUGCUCCAAGAGGAAUCACCUGACCGUGACUUUGCUCUCAUCAUCUUAAACCAACCCUUGAAUGAUGUCCAGACCCUUGGAAGACUCUGGCAAAAUUCAUCAUUACGGAUUGCCGCGGAUGGAGGAGCCAACCGUCUAUGCGAUUUGCAACAACGAGAAGGCCAAGAGACAAAGGGCGGUGACGCCCCAAAUUUUAACGACCUGGACGUCAUUAUAGGAGAUUUGGACUCACUUAGUGACUCGGUACGAGCACACUUUGAAAAGGUCAACCCUUCUAUAAAGAUUAUCACAGUAAAAGACCAAUAUAGCACAGACUUUUCCAAGGCGGUUUCUCAUGCUCGUGCCAGCGCUGAAGCCGGCGACAAGGAUAUAGUAGCCAUGGGCGGCCUCGGUGGGCGCGUCGAUCAGGGUCUGAGCCAAAUCCAUCAUCUCUACCUUUUCCAAACGUCGCCGACCUAUGCCAAGGGCAAGAUGUACCUCGUCAGCGGUGAAAGUCUAACUUUCCUCCUCAAGGCGGGAUCCCACCAGAUUCACGUGCGUGAACCGAGAUGCAAUGGUAAUGCAGGGGCGGCACCCGAGGAGAUAUUUGCAAAAUAUGCUGGAAUUAUACCCGUCAAGGAGCCUAGCGUCAUUACUCUGAAAGGUUUCGAAUGGGACGUGACGGAUUGGCCAACAGAAUUCGGUGGCCAGAUGAGCACGAGUAACCAUGUAUUGCCGGAAAGUCAGGUUGUGGAGGUUACAACAAGCAAAGAUGUCUUGUUCACAAUUGCAUUGAAUGGGCGAGAUGGCAGAGGUUGA
Pestalotiopsis fici W106-1 is the source of this 831-nucleotide messenger RNA. RefSeq lists its product as uncharacterized. The record is from RefSeq and is a predicted model, not a curated record. Bases 1 to 831 code for a protein of 276 amino acids. Lineage: Eukaryota; Fungi; Ascomycota; Sordariomycetes; Amphisphaeriales; Sporocadaceae. The transcript has 3 exons. Gene Ontology annotation, biological process: thiamine metabolic process; thiamine diphosphate biosynthetic process. Gene Ontology annotation, molecular function: ATP binding; thiamine binding; thiamine diphosphokinase activity.